AUGGCGUCUAAACGGACGCUGCCCUUCCGGACUGAGCCUUUCCGCUACAUUGUCCAACGCCACUCCGCUCCAGCUCGUCCAUCCUUCGCCCGCUACCGGUGCCUGCACGUGACCUCUGUGGACCCCAAGGCUACCCUCCAAACCGCUGUCGUCCAAGAUCACGCCGAACUCAAACGGUGCUACGACGAGUACAAAGCGGCCACUGCGGAUGACGGAAAGACUAGAUGGGGGAACGCCUUCGUCUGGGGAAUGACACGUCACGCGUUGGGGGAAGAACUGGUCGUGUAUCCAGCCCUAGACAAGUACCUCGGAGAAGAAGGCCGACAAUGGGCCGCUAAAGAUCGCAAGGACGCCCAGCAUCUCAAGGAAUCCCUGUACGGCUUCGAUCACAUGAGCCUUACCAACCCGCACCGGGAAGUCCUUGUCGACAUCCUCUGGGGUGAUUUUGCGCACCACGCGCGACAGGAGGAGGAGAUCCAGUUACCCAAGCUAGAGAGCGUACUUGGAGGAGAGAGUGAGCGAUUGGCGAGGAGCUUUGAACGCACGAAACGGUUUACCGCCACACGGAGCCACCCCCUCGCACCGAACAUGGUGCCGCUUGCAACAGCGGCGGCAUUCAUGGCAGCGCCAAUCGACAAAUUACGGGAUAUCUUUCGUAGUUGGCCGGAGGAGGACUGA
Coniosporium apollinis CBS 100218 is the source of this 678-nucleotide messenger RNA. RefSeq lists its product as uncharacterized. NCBI's taxonomy places the organism in Eukaryota, Fungi, Ascomycota, Dothideomycetes. The transcript is spliced from 2 exons. The record is from RefSeq and is a predicted model, not a curated record. Bases 1 to 678 code for a protein of 225 amino acids.